AUGGCCAACAUCCCAGCUGCCAUUGAAGCGGCCGAUGCUGCGGGUCGCAUCCCCGCGGGGAUCAGCCUGGAAUACCUCGCCCAGUCGCGCGAUCGCCCGGCCAAGAUCGCCAUCAUCUUCGUCUGCGCCUUGACCACGCUCGUGGUCAUCGCGAGAUGCUACGCCCGCAUCUUCUUUCUGAAGCGAUUUGGCAUGGACGACUCCCUGGCCGUCUUCACUCUGGUAAUUCUCUCUGCGCCCACUCGGACUAACGGCUCGCAGCUGCUGUACAUCACCGUGGUCGUGCUGUCCAUGGUCCUCAUUGAUCUGGGCAGCGGCCGUCAUAUCGAGUACAUCGAGUACGUCCUCUCCUUGUCCAAGGUCAAGGAGACAGAGGUCCUGGACUUCGUCAUGCACAUCCUGUACACGACCGCACUGUUCAUCUGCCGCCUGUCCGGUCUGGCCUUCUACCAUCGGUUGGCGGCGCGACACGACAAACUGUCCCUGGCCAUCAAGCUUGCCUCCAUCUUCCUCGUGCUCGCCUUCCUCACCCAGUUCUUCCUGCUGCUCUUCCACUGCUUACCGGUCACCGGGCUCUGGCCGUAUGAAUGGCAAGCCGGGGCGAGCAAGUUCAAAUGUCUGAGCUGGGGCGACGUCUACUCGGUCAAUUCGGGGCUAUCCUUAGUCUGCGAUCUGAUCAUGUUGGUUCUGCCGUCCAUGUUGAUCUACAUGCUGCAUGUCUCGCGGCAACGGAAAUUCCAGCUGUCACUGAUCAUGUUCCCGGGUGUUCUAGUCCUUGCCAUCUCCUGCGCGCGCAUCUACCUGGUGGCGGUGGGCCAAUGGUCGUCGGACGGCAGCUGGGCGUACGAUCCGAUGCUGGCGGUCGAGACCUCCGAGAUCGGAAGCACGCUGAUUGCCCUCUCCAUCCCCGCCCUGAAGUCGCUCUUCGGCUCCUACUUCAACCACCUCAAGGCCUCCUCCUCCGGCGGCGCCACCUCCUCCAACAAGCGGUCCAGUCGGUUCCACCGCGGCUACGGCCGCACCUGGGAGGGGCAUGUGGAGUUGAAUAGCCUGGGCCAGGCAGCGGCCGAGGCGGGGUCGUAUCACGUCGACGUGCAGACGGGCAAGGGGGCGAUCGCCACCCCGGAGUCGACCUCGCUGGGUGGGCCACGCACGGGGAACGACAGCUCCUCGGAGGACCUGCUGUCGCCGCAGAACGCGAAGCAUGCCGGUCGCGCGGCCGGCAAGGGGCAGGUGAUCAUCCAGGAGACGGUGACGGUGAUCGAGAGCGGGAAUGCCAAUGCUGGACGGAGCUCCUAG
Molecule: messenger RNA, 1299 nt
Organism: Aspergillus aculeatinus CBS 121060
Lineage: Eukaryota; Fungi; Ascomycota; Eurotiomycetes; Eurotiales; Aspergillaceae
Exons: 3
Coding region: 1-1299 (432 amino acids)
Source: RefSeq, a predicted model, not a curated record